GUGGAAGUCCCUCAGUCAUGGCUGCCCCCAAAACCUCCGCCACGGGAGGCAUCUCUUCGACGAGCGGCGGCACUAACUUGCUCUUCUCCUCCUCGGCCACCGAAUUCAAUUUCACCGUCCCUUUCAUCCCCGUCAGCCAAACCGCUCCUGUGGCCGGUACGGGACCUGGCCUCCUUCCCACAGAUGAUAACACAGAUGUUGGUGAAGAAGACAGCUUCCUAGGCCAGACAUCAACAAAUGUGAACCCUCCAGCUACAUUCAGUUAUUUUUCUCAAAUUCCUAGCAGUAGUGAUCCCUUUGGAAGCAUUGGACAACCACCCUUGGCAACCUCAACCCAAGCUGGGACAUCUGUUUUCUCUAAACCUCCAGUUUCUUUCCCUCUUCUGCCUUCAUCACAAGAUGGGCCAAAUGUAUUUUCAGCUUCUGCUUCCAAAUCACAGUCUUUUAAUACACCGUCUACUUCAGUACAAGGAAUUGGAACUUAUCAAACACCUCAGCAAAGUGGUCCUCCACCAGCAGUCUUUUCAACACCACCUCAGGGAGCAUCACAACAAGGCUAUAACCCCUAUCGUCAUACUACCUUAAGUAGUAGAGCCAAUCCUUACAUUACUCCCCCACAGCUGCAACAGACACAAGCACCUGCCCAGAGUCUGCAGCCUUCACCUUCUGUACCACCUAUGCAGACAUAUCCAACUCCUGCAGGACCAAUGCCACCGUCAGCCCUAUCACCUCAGACAUCAAUGUCAGCAGGCCCACUUGUGAAGGCACCACCUGUCUUAUUACAAAACCAGUAUGAACCAGUUCAGCCACAUUGGUUUUACUGUAAGGAAGUGGAAAACAAGGAGCUAUGGAUGCCAUUUAGUGAUCUAGAUUCUACAACUCUAGAGAAGGUUUAUAAUUCUGUGCAACCUGAUCCAGAGAGUGUAGUUUUGAGUACUGAUGGAGGACGUUAUGAUGUUUAUCUAUAUGACCGUGUGAGGAAAGCUGUAUAUUGGGAAGAACAACAAUCUGAAGUAAGACGAUGUACUUGGUUUUAUAAGGGAGAUAAGGACAGCAGAUUUAUUCCUUAUACGGAAGAUUUCAGUGAAAAACUAGAGGCCGAGUAUAAGAAAGCUGUUACCACAAAUCAAUGGCAUCGGCGAUUAGAAUUUCCAGGUGGAGAAACUUUCGUUAUGCAUAAUCCUAAGGUUAUAGUUCAGUUCCAGCCUUCUUCAAUACCAGAUGAAUGGGGCACCACACAAGAUGAUCAGACCAGACCAAGAGUAGUUAAACGUGGGAUUGAUGAUGAUCAUGAGGAUAUUCCAGAUGGUGAAGUGUCUCAAAUUGAUCAUUUGGUAUUUAUGGUCCAUGGAAUUGGCCCAGUCUGCGAUCUGCGCUUCAGAAGCAUUGUUGAAUGUGUUGAUGACUUUCGGACAGUAUCCCUGAAAUUGCUGCAAACACAUUUUAAGAAAUCUAUAGAAGAACAUAAAGUGAGUAGAGUCGAAUUCCUGCCAGUUCAUUGGCAUAAUGCUUUACAUGGAGAUGCAACAGGGGUGGAUAGGAAUAUUAAAAAAAUAACAUUGCCAACUAUUGGACGUCUCCGCCACUUCACCAAUGAGACUCUACUUGAUAUCCUGUUUUACAAUAGCCCCACUUACUGCCAAACAGUUGUGGAGAAAGUAACAGUAGAAAUGAACCAUCUUCAUUCCCUGUUCAUGAGCAGAAACCCUGACUUUAAAGGCGGAAUCUCUGUUGCUGGCCACAGUUUAGGAUCCUUGGUUCUAUUUGACAUACUGUCCAAUCAGAAGGAUUGGACGUCUGCAGUUAAUUCUACUACUGUUGCUUCCAAUGGUGCUGUGAAAGAUGUGACAGAUGACCAGCAGGGAUCAUUGAAUUCUAAUUCUGCUGGUUGCCUACUGUCUCAUUUAAAUGAUGAACAUGGGGAUCAUGAUGAUGAGGAUGAUAUUCCAACCUUGCAAAGAACUUUGGAAAUGCUUAGUUUGUCAGAUUAUAUCAAUACUUUUGAAAAGGAGAAAAUUGACAUGGAAUCUCUGUUGCUGUGUACAAUUGAUGACUUGAAGGAAAUGGGAAUACCUCUUGGGCCUCGGAAGAAGAUAGCAAACUUUGUAAAAGACAGAGCAGCCAAACAGGAACAAAAAAAGGCAUUACUAGAGAAAAAGGCUGCAAUGGAAGAAGUUGCUCAGACAGUAAAGUUUUCUUCGGCUACUUCAUCUUCAGAACCUGCCGUUCCUCAGGACGCAUCCAAACGAAAAUGCCCAUUUGGAACAGCUGUGUCAUCUGCACACAUAGACUAUGAAUUUUUUGAAGUGGGAACAGGCCAGGUGUCCGUGGUAUACAAUAUGCUUGAUUUUGAACCAGAUAUUUUCUUUGCUUUGGGUUCUCCAAUUGGUGUAUUUCUCACUGUAAGAGGAGUGGAAAAAAUUGAUGAAAGCUACAGGCUGCCAACCUGCAAGGGAUUUUUUAACAUAUAUCAUCCGCUUGAUCCAGUGGCAUACAGGCUAGAACCUAUGAUUAUUUCUGAUUUUGAUAUGAAACCAGUCCUCAUUCCACACCACAAAGGCAGAAAAAGACUCCACCUUGAAUUGAAAGAUUCUCUCUCUCGGAUGGGAUCAGACUUGAAACAAGGCUUUCUCAGCUCUUUGAAAAGUGCUUGGCAAACCCUUAACGAAUUUGCACGUGCCCAUACCUCUUCUUCCCAACUCCAAGCAGAAUUGGAGAAAGUGGCCCACCAAAUCAAAGCAGAAGAGGAAAAAGAUGAGGCAGAAGAAAAGAUAGCGGAAAGUCCAGAACUUUCAAAGGAUGAAGACUUGAGUAUAAAAAUUGGUUUGCUAAAUGGAGGCCGCCGUAUUGAUUAUGUUCUUCAAGAAAAACCUAUAGAAAGUUUUAAUGAAUAUCUUUUUGCUCUACAGAGUCACUUGUGCUACUGCAUCUCAGCAAAGGUAUAUACUACCACAUCACAAUUCAGCAAGUAAACAAUCAAUGCGUUUAUAAAAUCCAUAUAUAGGAGCCAUUGUGGCGCAAAUGUUCGAAUGCAGUAUUACAGGCUGACUCUGCCCACUGCCAAUAGUUUGAUCCUGAUCAGCUCAAAGUUGACUCAGCCUUCCAUCUUUCUGACGUUGGUAAGAUGAGGACCAAGAUUGUUGGGGGCAAUAUGCUGAUAUUAUAAAUGGCUCAGAAAGUGCUGUAAAGGACUAUGGAAUAUAUAGGUCUAAGUACUAUUGCUAUUGCUAGAUAUUACUAGCACCUUUUUGCAUGUGGAAUCCUUGAUACUCUCUGAGCCUGGGUGUUUCUUUGCAGAUAUUUUAUUACCCAACUAGGUAACAGAUCAUUACUGAUAAGUAUGAGCUCUGCUCCCUGCCAUUAUUAGUUGGGGCAUGGUUUUUUUCCUUGAUAGUUCCUUGAUUAGGGUGUGGUUUUCUGCUUGAUUGUUUUUCUGGUGUUAAUCCCUUAUCUGAAUGUUGGUUGCUGGAGGGGAUGUAUUCUGGACUUUCUGUUUCUUUCUUCUUUCUAUUAUCUCUUUUGAAUGGCAUGUAAAUGUGGUUUAUCUCUAUGUGACUAUUGAUGGGAGUAUGAAGAAAAAAGCAAAGUUAAUCUCAUGACAUAUGGAUACAGCCAUCUAUAGUUUCAGCUAGAAUCUAUAACCAUCCUAGACUAAACUUCGUCCAAAACGCUAGGGAAUUCUUGGAAGCUUGUCAUUUAGGCAAAUCAGCCAUCAAUAGCGUAUAGAUAUAAACAACAUUUGCACACUAUUAAAAAGUGAGAGUAAGGAGGAAACAAAAAAAGACCAGGACACAUCCUUUUCGGUAACUCAACAUCCAGAUAAGCAGGAAUUAAUACCAGAAAUCCUGCACCUGUACAGUAAAAAAAGAAAGUAUGUAAUAUAACAACUCGUCAGGGAAAAGAAAAUCAGUAAUAAUAAUAAAUUAUUAUGUUUUAAAACAAUAAAACAACAUCUAAUUAAAACAUUUGCACAAUUGUGUCACUUGAUAAAAGUAUUUGGAUAUCUGGUAUGUGAGUAUAGUGUUAUCAGCUCUCAAAAAGUAAUAAACAGAAAAAUUAUCAGUUUGACCCUCAAAUUUGGGAUCGUUGGGUGGAUCAGUGUACUUUUGGGGCAUCAUAAAAAGGACACUGAGGACAUGAGAAAGAGUUUCUACCUCCCUGGACCCACAAGGGCAAUGUCUCUGUAAAUGAGGAGUCCCAUAAAAUUUUUCCACUGAUAGUCCUGAUGGGAAAUAUUGGAAAACCAAUCUGGCCCAAACAAAACAAAAACAACUAGUAAGGUGAAAACCAUUCCUCUACCUGUAGUGGUAGGGCAAACUACUGUAUAUACAGGAUAUGAGAUAUUCGGGUUACAGUGCUGCAUCAGUUUAAGAACAAAGGACCUGUUUACUGAAGUUAUGCUACACAAAACCAAGAGUUUUGUUUCAGACUACAGGAGUGGGAAAAUUCUUAUUCAACUAAAGUAGCCCUUGAUAUAUUCCUAUAAUAUUGACUUUAUAGUAUUUUGGUUUAAAAGAUAAAAUGAGGGCUUGUAACUGUAGUCUAUUAUUUUGCUAAAAACUUUAAUGUAGGAGUAUUACAUCUGGCAUCUGAAUAUGGAAAUGUUGUAUUGUAUUUGAUGUACUUUAGUAAAAUACAACAUCCUGCUAUUUCUUAUCAAAUAUUCUGCCACAGCAUUUGCUAGCCUGAUAUCUACCAGGAGAAAACAUGAAAUCAGUCGUCUUCUUUACUUUCCCAACAACUUUAUUUUCUAUGAAUUUAAUUUCCCACACCUUAGAGAUUUCCAAGUUGAUUACCAUCACUAUAUCCUGAGAUUGUAAAUAACAGUAAUUUAUUCAUCUUACAUGCUUUCUUUUUUUUAAAAAAAAAGUAGGGAGGCUUAGAAUUUACGUCCCAGUUUGCUUGCUUAUAUUUUGCUUCAGAAAUGUUCCAAUUUCCUUUGCUUGGUCUAUGCUGGAAGGUUGUUAGAUAGUAUUUCCAUAAGGUGGCACUCUUGCUUUAAAUAAAAUUCUGUUGACUAAUAAGUGAUAAAAUUGUUAGAUUCUUACAGGCUGAAGCCAAAUACAUCAUACAUCAUACAUUGCUGAUUAAUAAAAUAAACCUUGAGUUAGUAGACAAACAGUAUUUUUUCUAUUACUAAGAAAUAGUCAGUCUUUCUUUCUGCCUGCCCUUUGAGUAUAGGGGUGAAGAGAUGCAAGGAUUCAUAUAAUAAAUGAUUUUUUGGUGUUUCUAUACACUGUUCUAUUUCAGUAUGAUGCUUAAUGUAUUCAAAUAAAUUAUACAAAAAUUCUCCUGGGGAUUAGCUCACCAUUAUAUCCUUGCCUGAAAUCUAUUUGGACAACUUGAAGGUUAUUUAAUUAUUUAUAAAAUUAGGAGAAUUAUUGCAUUUUGUAAUAUAUCUAUUAGAUUCAAUAAUCUACUGUAGACUGAUAUUGUAGUAUGCUGUGCUGGAUUACAAAUAAAAAUUAGUCUUGAGGGUUUUUUUGGUAUUAAUAUAUUCAUUACCUAAUUUGGUAUAAGGUGAAGUCCAACCACCAAUGAAUAAUUAGAAAUAGCAAUGCAUUAAUACAGAGCCUGGCUCUCUGAACUAACAAACAUUAGAGUGCUGCUAACUGUAUUAUAAAAAAGUAAAAACAUUUUGUUAGUAUAUUCUUUUUACAAUAGUGCAUUAAGAAACAAAAUAUAGUUCUACUCUAUGAAUGGAAUCAAAUUUUGUUCCUUUGCUAAGAAGCUUGAUACUAUGAGCGAAAGGAUCUAUAUACCAUUGCUUACAAAUGC
Molecule: messenger RNA, 5778 nt
Organism: Ahaetulla prasina
Lineage: Eukaryota; Metazoa; Chordata; Lepidosauria; Squamata; Colubridae
Gene: SEC23IP
Product: SEC23 interacting protein
Exons: 18
Coding region: 18-2972 (984 amino acids)
Biological process (GO): endoplasmic reticulum to Golgi vesicle-mediated transport
Cellular component (GO): COPII-coated ER to Golgi transport vesicle
Molecular function (GO): metal ion binding; protein binding
Source: RefSeq, a predicted model, not a curated record